UCUACUUCUGUCAUGUCUACCGAGUGCCAGUUGUGAUUGCGCUAAGUUUAUCGAUUCUUUUGUAUAUAGUCGAAGCAAAAUAUUUUGUAUACUGUUAUUAAAUCGUUAUCUUUAUAGUGUUGUCAAAACUACAUAAAUGUUUGGAACGGUGACUGUUUAUUGCUUCCGUUAAUGUUAAAAUAGUGACGCUGGGUAUGCGAUGUAAAAAUGGUUACCUCUAACAAACAGCCUGAUAAAAAGGUAGUAAAAAUGGCUGAGCAAGACAAUAGUGCAGUGAUGCCUCAACGAACACUUUUAGGCGAAGUCAACGAACAAAUAACAUGUCCUCUUUGUCGAGGUUAUUAUAUAGAUGCUACCACCAUUGUGGAGUGUUUACAUUCGUUUUGCCGUAGUUGUAUAAUAAAGCAUUUACAAAUUAAAAGCUACUGCCCGGUUUGUGAAAUGAUGAUUAAUUCAGCUAAACCUAACAUAAAACUAGAUAAAGCUUUACAAGACAUAGUGUACAAACUUGUACCAGGUCUCUUUCAAAAAGAGAUGGAGCGUCGACAGCAAUUUUACGCAUCUAGACCAGGUCCAGCAGCAUCAGCAACUCCAGAGCAAAGAGGAGAAGAUACAGAAAGAAUAAUUUUCAGCCCAGAAGAUGUUAUAUCCUUUUCUUUAGAGUAUUCUGAUGCUACUGACACAGACAGCAUAUCAAGUAAGUCAUCAGAUAGUAAUGAACCACAGCCAGCAACAGCCUCUACCCGGAGGUACCUUCAAUGUCCAGCUGUUGUCAAUAUAAAUCAUCUCAAAAAAUUUCUCAGUAUGAAAUUUGAUAUAGACAGUUCUCAAUUUGCUAUAGACAUAUUAUAUAAGAGAGUUCCAUUACCAGAUUAUUAUACUUUAAUGGAUAUUGCUUACAUAUACAAUUGGAAAAGGAAUGAACCCAUGAGAUUUUUUUACCAAAUAAUUGAUUAUGUUGCUAUAAGAAAUAGAAUAUUUGACAUCAACAGAAAAGGAACACAAUUCCCAGACAGGAAACCAAGUCCAACAUGUACAGAAGAUACCAAUGUAAGCAGUCCUAUCCCACAUAUAAAUGACAAUGGGUCUGAAGCAUCCUCUGGUACUGAUAGUCCUAUGCCAGAUGAUAACUUGAAAAAACUCAGUGAUACCAUAAAAAAGGAAACACAAAAAGUUAAGGAUGGCAAAAACUAUGAUUCUAAACAAUCUGCUAUAAAUUGUUGUCCAUCUCCUUUCAAGAAAAAUGAUGAUGAAGUUGAAAAAUCACAAUUUUUAAAUUCCUUUGAACUAACUGCUAAACAUAACUCACAGACUCCAAAAACAUCUCCUAAAAGUACCAAUGAUAAUGUUACAUUACCUAAAGAAGCUGCUAAAAAUGUCAGCACAGCAGUGUCUAAGACUGAAGAAACUCUAAAAAGAAAGAUUGAACCUACAAAAGCAAUACCAGAAAUGAAAAAAAUUAAAAUUGAAGUAGACAAAACAAAUCAACCAAGUACCAAUAACAUGCAAAAAACUGUAAAUGAAAAUCAGGCAUCAGAAAAGAGCAAAUGUGUUCCAGAUACACCUAAAAUUGCCUCAACAGAAAAUAGUAACCAUUCAUCUCCAGUUCCAGCCCUUAUAAAAGAUAUCAAACCUCCACCAGUGUCUUCAUUCAAACAACAAACAGAUGGUUCUGUACAGAAAAGAAAUGUGUCAGCAGCACAGACCUUAACAUCUCCUAAAAGAAAGACUUCUGAAACAACAACAGUGGCCCAACCUUCACCUUUAGUUCAAAAGACAGUUUCACCUCUAAAACUUCAAAUACCAAAGCCAGAAGCUGUUUCUACUUUGCCCAAGCAUGUUGAUACACCUAAACCUGUUAGCAAAAAAAUGCCAGAUUUGAAACCAAGUAUGCCUGUAAAUGCAUCAUCACAAAAUAAAGUUCACCCUGUAGGCAGACUGAGAAUGGACCUAUUAGCAAACAAUUGUGAUCCAAUUAUGGACAGAAGUAAAAUAAUGUCACAAGUGAAAACAACUCUGCCUGUACCUAAUAUGCAACCCACAUCAGGAGAUCCUUUAAAAUCCUUAUUUGAUUCAUGCAAAAUUAAUAUACCUUCGUCAUUGUCAAUCACAUUAACAGACCAGAAAUUAGAUCCACGAAGUCCUGACCCAACACAUACAGAUCCAAAGAAGAACAUUGUAAACAAGAAUCUAACAAGUGGUGGUUCAACUUCUCAUAAAGUUCCAAGUCCACCCGUACAUAACUAUAUUGAAAUUCUUAAACUUCCAGAUAAUGAUUCUAAAAAGCCAAACAAGCCUGAAAAUUUAUUAGAUAAAAGUAAUAGUCAAACUAAAGUUGAAAACAGCCCAAUGCCAUCAAAACCUGCAGUCAAAUCAUCUGAAUCUUCUGCAAAAGGCCCAAUACCCAAUUUAAAACCAAUAGCUGAUACUAAGUUAGCUAAGGCCCAAGCUAGCAAUUUAUCAGCUCCCAUUACAUUCCAGCAAACAUUUGAACAACAACUACAAUCAUUACAAUCUGAUAAAAAAUCUAAGUUGCCCAAAACUAAAACUCAAGUUCCAAAAUUAGUUCCAGCUACACCAAAAUCUUUUAGUGCUGCUAAUAAACUUAAUACUUCCAACAAAUCAAAUCCUAUUAGCAAUCCCAUCUUAGAAAAUAAAACAGGCACAGCUUUGGAUUUGUCUACUCCACAUAACAUUCAAAGUCAAUUGGGUCCACAGCAGACUAAAGCAUUUGAAACCAUGAAAUCAAUUGAUAAUUUGGCAAAGAAGCAAAGUAUGCCAUCUAAACUCACUCCAAUUUCCAUGUCUCAAGCCAAUUUGUUUUCUAGUUUAACCUCUAGAGCUCUAACCACUGCUCCACCUCUUAGAGUGCCCUCAGCCAAUACCAUAAAUCAGCUUAAAUUAGAUAAAAUGAAUGCCAAUGCAUCACAAGCAAAUACAUCUAGGAAGGAACAAAUUCAAAAGAGUAAUCAAAUUAAACAUCCAAGUAACUCAAAUACUAGCAUUCAAUCUCCAAAUUUUAAUCUUAACUCACCAAAUGCAACUCUCCCUUCACCAAGAUCACAAACACGUUCUCCAAGUUCUUCACCAAAAUUAGUUAUAGCUGAGGAUAAACAAGGAAAUAGCUCUGCUUCUGAACAUAAUGUGAAUCAGUCCAAUCAAAUAACAAGUACUCAAAUUACUAGUUCAGGCUCUACAAAAACUGAAUCUCCUAAACCUUCUCCGGGACCAUCUAAAGUAGGCAUUAAAGCAGUAAAACCUUUAAUGCCUGCAAGUAAAAUAACUGGUAUAAGGCAGCCAAUAACGCCAACAUUAAAUUCUAGUUAUGCAAUGAACUCUGCCGCUGACUAUCUUGCUCAGAGUCAGUUUAAUUUACACACUCAACAGGCAAUACUAAACAACAUUGCUUGGGUGAAUGCUCAGAGACACUUUGAUAUGUUUAAAAAUGUAUCUAACACACCUCAUCAAAGUCAAAACGAUUUCAAUAAUAAAGAUAAGCAAUAAUAAUGAAUAUAUAAUAUUUAUUAAGUUUUUAAACAACAAUAAUUUGUAAUAAAAAUGUACAACAUGUAACUGUUUUUAUACAAAUAGAAGUGAUGCCUGUUUUUUUUGUGUGUGAUUAUAAUUGUUUAGUGUACAUAUAAUAUUAAAAGAAAUAAAAUUAUUUGCUUAUUAUAUUUUUAUAUCUUGUGACAUUACAUUUGUAAUAAAUAAUUAUAAUUUCAAUGGAAGUAUUUUUAUCCUAAUAUCCAGCUUUUAUUUGAAUUUUAUUCUUUAAUUAAGUGUUUUAUUGUUUUGUUUUAAUUGUUUGGUAUUAGUUUUAUCAUAUAAUUUCCCAUUAUGGUGAUUAAUAAAUAGAUAAUAUAAAUAAUA
Molecule: messenger RNA, 3873 nt
Organism: Danaus plexippus (monarch butterfly)
Lineage: Eukaryota; Metazoa; Arthropoda; Insecta; Lepidoptera; Nymphalidae
Product: polycomb group protein Psc-like
Exons: 2
Coding region: 208-3504 (1098 amino acids)
Biological process (GO): negative regulation of transcription by RNA polymerase II
Cellular component (GO): PRC1 complex
Molecular function (GO): promoter-specific chromatin binding; metal ion binding
Source: RefSeq, a predicted model, not a curated record